Macaca mulatta (Rhesus monkey) is the source of this 363-nucleotide messenger RNA. NCBI's taxonomy places the organism in Eukaryota, Metazoa, Chordata, Mammalia, Primates, Cercopithecidae. The record is from RefSeq and is a predicted model, not a curated record.
UCUCUGGAGGAGUGGCAAUGCCUGAAUACUGCUGAGCAGAAUUUAUAUAGAAAUGUGAUGUUAGAGAACUACAGAAACCUGGCCUUUCUCGACCUGAUCACUUUUCUGGAGCAAGGAAAAGAGCCCUGGAAUAUGAAGAGACAUGAGAUGGUAGCCAAACCUCCAGGUAGUCUCUUUGCUGCUGUAAUAUUUACCUUUGGUCUCAGUAGACUCAAACUGUCAUUCCGAAGUAUGCCACAAUUUAUUUCAGUACUUUAUGUCACGAGGGACAGAAACCAGUGUCUGGAAAGGCUUCUAGAAGCCAGAAAUAAGGAUUUAUGUGUUCUCAUUUUACUCAAGACCCUUGGCCAAAGCACAGCAUAA